AGAAUCAAGUAAAAUAAGCUAAAACAAAUAAAUGAGUAAUGGAUGGGAGCUGAUAGCUUUGAAUUAGGAUUUUAAAAUCUUCCGAUUCUCGUUCAUUUAUUCGUCAAUAACAGAAAACGGAAAUUGUCGGAAAAAAUUACGGACGAUCCCGGAGUAGACCGGAAUAAUCGGAUACAUUCGCUACUACAGUACAAAAUGGAGUCGAGCAGCAGCACUAGUUCACCAGCUUCUUCAGUAAUGGGGCAAGAAUCGGCUGAUUCUGAAAGUGCAGGGAUAAGAGGCAGGGGUGGAAGAGGGAGAAGGACUAGAGGAAGGGGAGGUCGUGCAGGAAGUCGAGUUGUGGAAGGAGACCAAGGUGGAUCAAGUGCUGGAAGAGGUAGAGGACGGGGAAGAGGACGAGGGAGAGGACGAGGGAGAGGACGUGGAAGAUUGGGCACUGGUCAGCCGGUGCAUAGAAAAACCGGAAAGCACCGGAUAGCACCGAAAAACCGGAAAGCACUCAAAUUUCUCAUAAAAACAUAUGAAAACGUUAAUUAAUCGGCUUGAAAGUGUUACCAAUCGAUUUAUUAGAUCAAAAUCUUACAGACAAGUCAUUUUUUUAAAAAUAUAUUGAUAAUUAUUACGAGUAUUUAGGAAAAUAGAUAUAUCGAGUGCUUUCCGGUCCUGUUAAGAUACAUGUACAUAACCGGAUAGCAUUAUUGUUUAUCGAAGUUAUACAUGAAAACUUUAUUUUAUUGGUUUGAAAGUGUUACCAAUCGAUUUAUUAGAUCAAAAUCUUUUAGACAACACGUUUUUGUAAUUGUAUUAUGAUUAUUAUUACGAUUAUUUAGGAAAAAAGAUAUAUCGAGUGUUUUCCGGUCCUGCUAAGGUACAUGUACUUAACCGAAUAGCAAUAUAGUUUAUCAAAGUAAUACAUGAGAACUUUAUUUUAUUGGUUUGAAAGUGUUACCAAUAGAUUUAUUAGAUCAAAAUCUUUCAGAUAACAUGUUUUUAUAAAUAUAUAUUGAUAAUUAUUACGAGUAUUUAGGAAAACUGAUAUAUCGAGUGCUUUCCGGUCCUGCUAAGAUACAUGUACAUUACCGAAUAGCAAUAUUGUUUAUCCAAGUAAUACAUGAAAACUUUAUUUUAUUGGUUUGAAAGUGUUUUCAAUCUAUUUAGUAGUUGAAGCUCUGUAUAUCAUGACGUUUUUAUAAUUAUUUUAUGUUUCAUUACGCGAUUUUCAAAGUUGCUACAAAGUUGUAUUGAUUGCUUUCCGGUAAUGCUAAAGUACAUCUACUUUACCGAAUAGCACUCGAAUAUUUAUAUA
Molecule: messenger RNA, 1306 nt
Organism: Ruditapes philippinarum (Manila clam)
Lineage: Eukaryota; Metazoa; Mollusca; Bivalvia; Venerida; Veneridae
Product: methyl-CpG-binding domain protein 2-like
Exons: 2
Coding region: 196-537 (113 amino acids)
Source: RefSeq, a predicted model, not a curated record